CAUCAUGGCCGCUAAGUCAGACGGGAGGCUAAAAAUGAAGAAGAGCAGCGACGUGGCAUUCACCCCGCUGCAAAAUUCGGACCACUCGGGCUCGGUGCAAGGAUUGGCUCCGGGAUUGCCGUCGGGGUCUGGAGCGGAGGACGAAGAGGCUGCCGGGGGUGGCUGCUGUACGGACGGUGGUGGUGGUGGCUGCUCCCGGUGCUGUUGCUGCGGCGGCGGCAGCAAUAGCUCGGGCGGCGGCUCGGGGGUCUCUGGCGGCGGCGGUGGGGGGGGCUCCUCCUCGUUGUGCCUGCGUUUAGGCAGGGAACAGCAACGCUACUCGCUGUGGGACUGCCUCUGGAUUCUGGCCGCUGUAGCUGUGUACUUCGCGGAUGUAGGUACAGACAUCUGGCUGGCAGUGGACUACUACCUGAGGGGCCAGCGCUGGUGGUUUGGACUUACUCUCUUCUUCGUGGUGUUGGGUUCCCUCUCCGUGCAGGUGUUCAGCUUCCGCUGGUUUGUGCACGAUUUCAGUGCUGAGGACAGUUCCACGAGCGCUUCAACUGCAACGGCAGCCGCUGCUUCCUCUUCCUCUAGCUGCCCGCAGCCAGCAGCCGACUGCAAGACGGUGGUCAGCAGUGGGUCUGCAGUUGGAGAAGGAGAUGCUCGUCCUUCAACACCGCAAAGGCAAGCUUCAAAUGCCAGCAAAAGCUAUACCACCACCAACAGCAGCAACAGCAGCAGUGCCACUCGGGCCAGCGGCAAGAACAGGUCUGCGUCCUGUUCGUUCUGCAUCUGGCUCCUGCAGUCACUCAUCCACAUCUUGCAGCUCGGGCAAAUCUGGAGAUAUUUCCACACCAUAUACUUGGGUAUCCGAAGCCGCCGGAGCGGGGAGAAUGACAGAUGGCGGUUCUACUGGAAGAUGGUGUAUGAGUAUGCAGAUGUGAGUAUGCUGCAUUUGCUAGCCACCUUUCUGGAGAGUGCUCCGCAACUGGUCCUACAACUCUGCAUUGUCGUUCAGACUCAUACCUUGCAGGCCCUCCAAGGUCUCACCGCUGCCGCCUCCCUUGUUUCCUUGGCUUGGGCUUUGGCUUCUUACCAGAAAGCCCUUCGGGAUUCCCGGGAUGAUAAGAAACCCAUCAGCUACAUGGCUGUCAUCAUUCAGUUUUGCUGGCAUUUCUUCACCAUCGCAGCAAGGGUCAUCACCUUCGCCCUCUUUGCCUCUGUUUUCCAGCUCUACUUUGGGAUCUUCAUCGUCCUUCACUGGUGCAUCAUGACCUUUUGGAUCGUCCACUGUGAGACAGAAUUCUGCAUCACAAAAUGGGAGGAAAUUGUCUUCGACAUGGUGGUCGGAAUCAUCUACAUUUUUAGCUGGUUCAAUGUGAAGGAAGGCAGGACACGUUGCCGGCUGUUCAUUUACUAUUUUGUGAUUCUUUUGGAAAAUACCGCCUUGAGUGCCCUUUGGUACCUGUAUAAGGCUCCCCAGAUUGCAGAUGCAUUUGCCAUACCAGCACUGUGUGUGGUAUUCAGCAGCUUUUUAACGGGCAUUGUUUUUAUGUUGAUGUAUUAUGCCUUCUUUCACCCCAAUGGACCCCGUUUUGGGCAGUCACCAAGCUGUGCUUGUGAGGACCCGGUAGCAGCCUUCACUCUGCCUCCAGAAGUGGCCACAAGCACUCUAAGAUCUAUUUCCAAUAAUCGCAGCGUUGCCAGUGAUCGGGAUCAGAAGUUUGCAGAGCGGGAUGGGUGUGUGCCUGUAUUUCAGGUGAGGCCGACUGCCCCUUCCACCCCAUCCUCCCGACCACCAAGGAUUGAAGAAUCAGUCAUUAAAAUUGAUCUGUUCAGGAAUAGAUACCCAGCCUGGGAGAGACACGUGUUGGACAGAAGCCUACGAAAGGCCAUCUUAGCUUUUGAAUGUUCUCCUGCUCCUCCGAGGUUACAGUACAAAGACGAUGCCCUUAUUCAGGAACGACUGGAGUACGAAACUACUUUGUAGAAAACUGAAAAGUUUUGAAGGAGCCAUGACGUUACAGUCCAUAUUAAGGGUUGACAACAGGGCUGUGGCAAUAACUAUACUCUGUUGUAGAGUAGAACAAGGAGCUGUAAAGGUCUUAGUCUGGCUAUCAUCAUGAUUAUCAUUUGAUCCACAAGCUGCAGACUGGCAGCUGUAAUACCUUUUUCAGGGAAGCAGCCCCUGAGAGUCUCAGUUCCUUUACCUGAGGAGCAGAUCCCCAGUUCUUUUUUACUCCUUAUUCCUAUCAAACUCCUGCCAGAGCUUUCAGUCAAAACUAUAGGAGGAUUUUGAUGUGUACAUGCUGCCUCCAAUUAACAGGGCAUUUUAAUGGGGCUGCCUGAUCUUUGCAUAAAAACAUAUUCAAUCAUGAUUUAUACAACAUGCAUACACACACACACACACACACACACACACACAAUCUUCUGUCAAAAUGACUUAGAUAGUUUGUCAAUAUAAAGCUCUGUUUUCUUGCAGGAACAAAAUGAGAAAAUUAUUUCCUCAAGUCUUCAGAAAAAGAAACUUUUUUUUUUAAAUUGGUAAAUAUUUUCUCAUUUGGGAAAAAUGUAUGUCAGCCUACCAGUGGACAGCAAAUGAAAGUGCACUUGUACAAGUGUUAAUAUUGAUGGAAUGGUUAGUUUUCUAUGAAAUUCAGGAUUUAUUUUCACUAAAAUUUUCAGUUGACAGCAUCCUUUUUGACAGAAAUCCUAUGCAGCACAUUUUUGGCUUUGAACAAGACCAAGGAGCUCUAAGAAUUUAGUGAUGUAAAUUAAAUGAUAAUCAUGAUUCAGUAUUUAAUUGCAAAAAGAGAGAGGAAAAAAGCAAGAGAAAGUAUAAAAGGAAGGAAGGAAGGAAAAAAUGGCAAAAUCUAAGCAUGGGUUUUCCAGGCUUCUGGAGACCAUGUUUUUUUCAUUGUGAGGGGACAAGCAUCUGGAGAUUAAAAUGUCGUAACUUGAAUUUGUUUCAGGACACAGAAUGCAUGGCUCUGUGUGUGAAUGUAUGCAGGUACAGUGUGAUGAGAGUACGUGACAUGCCAUACCCUUCUAGUGCCAAACAUUGUCGAACUACAAGAUUGAUACUAAUGCCCAAGGGACAGACCCUGAAUAGCAAGAGCCCUACAGAAAGCAGGAAGCAAGGAAGAACAGUCAAGUUCUCCACGUGUACAGACAGUUUGGUUUAUCUUUAUCCCCAACUCAAGUUGAAAGUGAUGUGUCUUUUAGAGGCUUUGGGCCACUCAUUAGUAAGUAUGAGCAGACAAAACCAAUGAAAUAAGUGAUGGGGUAAGCCCUUUCGAACUUCUGGAAGGCUUAUCUCUUUAUCUAGCUAACAAUAUGUUUGAAUUGUUUGUAUAAAAAAAAUAAGAUUCUGGGUUUAAAAUACCUCCCUACAGCAAGUAAAUGUUCUCCCUUUUUUCUGUUGGAAAUGUCCUCCCUCAUGGUGCUUUUGGUUGCAUUAAAGGUGCAGGUCAAAUUUUAA
Messenger RNA from Antechinus flavipes (yellow-footed antechinus), 3463 nucleotides. It is a transcript of the gene XKR4, whose product is annotated as XK related 4. Bases 5 to 1972 code for a protein of 655 amino acids. The transcript is spliced from 3 exons. The record is from RefSeq and is a predicted model, not a curated record. Gene Ontology annotation, cellular component: plasma membrane. NCBI's taxonomy places the organism in Eukaryota, Metazoa, Chordata, Mammalia, Dasyuromorphia, Dasyuridae. Gene Ontology annotation, biological process: engulfment of apoptotic cell; phosphatidylserine exposure on apoptotic cell surface; apoptotic process involved in development.